Messenger RNA from Homarus americanus (American lobster), 3786 nucleotides. RefSeq names its product ethanolamine-phosphate cytidylyltransferase-like (gene Pect). The transcript is spliced from 9 exons. Gene Ontology annotation, biological process: phosphatidylethanolamine biosynthetic process. Gene Ontology annotation, cellular component: cytoplasm. The coding region runs from base 267 to 1406 and encodes 379 amino acids. The record is from RefSeq and is a predicted model, not a curated record. NCBI's taxonomy places the organism in Eukaryota, Metazoa, Arthropoda, Malacostraca, Decapoda, Nephropidae. Gene Ontology annotation, molecular function: ethanolamine-phosphate cytidylyltransferase activity.
AUAUUUGAUCUCUAUCUUGAUAUCCCAAUAUAGAGACUUCCAAUUGCUCGCCUUGGUACUAUAAUGGAUAGUUUAUAAACGAUAUUUUAAAAGUAAAGGAAGAUUAUGAUAUCAUAGUGGGCGUGGCGGAGGACGUGCAUGCGUAUGUACGUGCGUUUGAGGAGUGGAGUGAGCGGUGGUGAGGGUCGGCAGCGUCAGUAUCCCCGUACGAGAGGUACUUUGAAUACCAUCGCUUGUUUCACGUCUGAACAGCUUAUCCUAGCGCAAUGGAAAGUGAACAAGGCGGUGACAAGAGACAAGUGAGAGUAUGGGGCGAUGGCUGUUAUGACAUGGUCCACUUUGGACAUGCAAAUUCCCUGCGUCAAGCAAAAGCAAUGGGAGACUACCUAAUAGUUGGUGUGCACACUGAUGAAGAGAUUAGCAAACAUAAAGGUCCUCCUGUCUUUACACAAGAGGAGAGAUAUAAAAUGGUAAGAGCAAUCAAAUGGGUGGAUGAAGUAAUAGAAGGUGCCCCAUAUGUUACCACCAUAGAAACCUUGGACAAAUAUGAUUGUGAUUUCUGUGUGCAUGGAGAUGAUAUCACAAUGACUGCAGAUGGAGUAGACACAUACCACUUAGUGAAGGCUGCCAAGAGAUACAAAGAAUGCAAGAGGACAGAAGGUGUCAGCACAACUGAUCUUGUUGGACGGAUGCUACUAAUGACACGACAACACCAACAGGUUGGAGAAGCAGAAUACCUUGUUGAGCGUGGCCAUUCUGACAGUCUUGGAACUGAUGCCAGUGCUCGCUCUCCAUGGACUGGUGUAACACAGUUCCUCCCAACAACACAAAAGAUAAUGCAGUUCUCUUCAGGACUUACUCCAAAGCCUGGUGACAAGAUUGUGUAUGUGGCAGGAGCGUUUGACUUGUUUCAUGUUGGUCACUUGGACUUCUUGGAAAAGGCACGGCAGGAGGGCGACUUCCUAAUUGUGGGACUACACACAGACCCUGUUGUCAAUCGGUACAAGGGAGCUAAUUAUCCCAUUAUGAACCUGCAUGAGCGUGUUCUUUCUGUUCUAGCCUGCAAGUAUGUGAGUGAAGUUGUGAUUGGAGCUCCAUAUUCAGUGACAUCUGACUUGAUGGACCAGCUUAAAGUAGAUUUGGUAUGUCAUGGCAUGUCCGAGAUCAUGCCAGAUGCUGAUGAGUCGGACCCCUAUGCAGAGCCCAAGAAUAGGAAAAAAUUUAAGUUGCUGGAUUCAGGGAAUGACAUGACAACCCAAAGGAUUGUUGAGCGAAUCAUUGAACAUAGGUUGGACUAUGAAGUACGUAACAAAAAAAAGGAGAAGAAGGAGAAAGCUGCUUUUGCUGCAUAUAUGAAGGCAAAGGCUGAGGGUCGUGUUGACAUCAGCCCGAUAACAGGAGAGUGACCCCUCAAGGCAUACUUUAAGACUAGUUCGUGCCAUAUAGUAUAAUCUUCACAAGUUUGUUUUAUGAAUUUUAUAUUCAUUGCACUUGAAGGAUUUAUUUUAAUUUUUUUUAAGGGUGUUAGUUUGUGGUGAUGGUGUAUUCUUAAACAAAAUAGAUACAGUUGAUUUCAGAUUAUAACUGAUAUUUAUCUAUCCUAAAGAUCGGACAAAACUUUGCUAAUGUUUUAGUGUUAGUAUUUAAUACUAGUAUUAAAUGACUGCCACUUUGUCUUUUCAUUGAAUUGUUAGUCCAAAAAUUUUUUGAUAUACUUAUGUGAAGAGAAAACAGUUUUUCAUUAAGAAUUUAACGAAUAAAUAAACAACUUGUAAAAUGGCAAUGAUCAGAUAGAAAAAAGUAAUGCCAUUGCUUUUGACUAGAAAUUAAGUUUUUAAUUCUUGAAUGAUUGUAUCUCAGCUGUGAUGGCAAUUAUUGUAAAAAGUAAACCAGGUUUGUUUACCAAAUCCAGUAAGAAACAUGCAUUUGUGUAAUACAAAAGCAACCAGGAAGAGCAAUGGGGUGUUAUCUUAAAAAGAGCACUGAGCUCAAAGGGGAAGUUCUAUAUUACUGGGACUGAUUAAGGAAUGAGGAAUAUUUCCGUUUCCUGUCUUAGUGAUGAGAAAUUAUAUCAGGUAAUCUAGUCAUGUUGGCUAUACAGUACAUAUUUGCCAAAUAUUAGAUAGACAGUUAUAAAGCCUGGUAUAAGAUAUAGGCAUUUAUAUGGCGUAGUGGCUUUGUUCUCAUUUCUUUAUUUAUUUCAAACACAAAAUAAAUGCAGCAGUAAUUCUACCGUGUGAAAAUGAAAAAUUGCCUGUGAUUGCUUUGCUGUUCUGAAUUCAGCAUUGCAUAGUAUGUAACAAUGUUAUUUGCAUUUUUGAUAAUGUGACCAUUCCCUUAGUGAUUGUGUCUAUUAUAUAAUGUGUGAAUAGUAAGUUUAAUGUAAUGAUGAGAUCAAUACACUAACAUCAAGGGAUGUUCCAAAAGAUAAUUCAUGGUACUUUUUAUAAUAAUCAGUAUGAGAAUGGAUCAAGUAAGAAUUGUGGGCUGAUAUGUGUUGUUAUACAUGAAGUUUUGAAUGUUGAAAGUAAAUGAAGUUAGUCAGAAUGCUAAAAAGUCAGUUCACUUUCCUGAUAAAUGAUUAAUUUUUAGCUAUGCAUGUUGAAAGGUGUUUACAUAUUACUUAAUUUGUUUUAUUUAUUAAUUGCUAUUUUUUGUAAGUUAGCUCUGGCAAUUAUUGAGGCAAUGAAAUAUAUUGUCAUUUUGCUAUUUCAAAUUUUGUACAUGUGGUGUGUGGCUUCAGUUAUUUCCUUAUUAUUUACUCAUUGUUACAGGGCUUUCGGGAGUGAUUGUUGAUGUGUGAUUACCAUGGCGUUAUCUUCAAAAGAUUAUUAGUAGGAUGCACUAAGGUAUUAUUUCACUUCUGAUCCCACAAGGUUUCCAAGUCAUAGAAACCGAGGCAAGAAUACAGCUCUUUUGAAAUCAUAUUUAAAGAGAAAUAUUAUGGUGUUAGCCAAGUCCUGGAUUUGGUUAUAUCAGAAGUGUGAGCAUUGCACACUGUGAUGGUGGAACUGUCUUCAUCUGCCAGCUCUUAUUAUACCAUCUUCCACAGUAUAGCAUGGUGUCUUAUACAGUGUCUUUAUCAUAAUUGUUUUACAACAUGGCUUCCUGUGACGAGCUGUUAUUUGCAAAUGUGAUAAUGGUGUAAUUUUGUUAUUAAAAUCUAAAAAGCAAAACAAAAAAUGAUUAAAAUCAUUAAAACAACAAAAUUUUCCAGUUCUUGUAGGAGUCGAGUAUUUAAAAUAAAAUAAAGGCACAUUUAUUGAAAGGAAGGAUGAAGUAUGCCAAGGCUAACUGCCAUGAUUUUGCUUUGGUUAAAAUUAAUUUUAAAUGCUGUACAGUAACUCAGAGGUACUUACUCUCAUUGAUUUAUGUAGGUAUUAAAGGCUUUGUGAAGAAUGAAACCCAAUCAUGUAAAUUGUUUCAUCAAAAGGAUUUUUCAUAUUUUCGUAUGUGUAGCUUGGUCUUGAGCUAUAAGAGCAUAUUUUUAUUGUAUGAUUGGUAAUUUUAAGUUAUUUUCUUUGUUCAUGUUAAAUCCUUAUACUGUAUUGUCAUGUACGUACUAAGUACCGUAUUUUACGGCAUAUUAGACUCAGCCAUAUAAGACGCAACCCCUAUUAUAGCAGGCAGUAUUUAGGAAAAACUUUUAAGUGUACAGUGUUUUCCUCCUCUAUCCAUAGUUUUCUUAAAACAAUAUAUUCAGUACCAGUAAAUGUGAGGAAUAAAUAAUAAUACGUACAGUGGUCCCUCGGUUAACGAACACAAUUCGUUCCAGAAGGUCGUUCG